AUGGAGAAGAACGGAGUAUCCCCUGACAUUGACGCCCCAUCUGGCGGCUCGUACUAUGACUCGAAGCCUUCAUCCAUCAAGCAGGAGUACGCCGUCGACGUCGCGCCUGCGCGCCGCGGCACUAUUCACGACGGCGUGUGGGGCGACAUUGGCGAGGACGGACCAAACUACCGUGGUCUCGGAUGGGUGCGCACGUCCAUUAUCAUGAUCAAGGUCCAGUUCGGCCUCGGCGUGCUCGUCAUGCCUUCCAUCCUCCACACUCUGGGUAUGGUUCCCGGUGUCAUUGUCCUCAUCGCUCUUGGUCUCCUCACCUCAUGGACUGACUGGAUCGUCGGCACUUUCAAGCUCGCUCACCCGGAAGUCUACACUCUCGCAGAUGUCGGCAUGCUCAUGUUUGGCAAGGUUGGCCGCGAGAUUCUCUUUGUCAUGUACUGGCUCUACCUUAUUUUCGUCGCCGCUGCGGGUCUCCUCGGCGCUUCGACGGCCCUGAACGCGCUCAGCGACCACGCACUGUGCACUGCCAUCUUUGUGUUCAUCUGUGCCAUCAUCGUUGGCGCCAUCGCGUCCAUCCAGACCCUCGACAAGAUCUCGUGGUUCACCUGGGUCGGCGUCAUCGGUAUCUUCUCGUCGCUCAUCACCCUUGCCAUCGCCGUUGGUAUCCAGGAGCGCCCCAACGCCGCCCCCAAGGCCCCGCUUCCGUGGGACAAGAAUGUCGUGGCCUUUAACAACCCCACCCUGCUCGAGGCCAUGGCUGCCAUCUCGACCAUCAUCUUCUCCUACUCUGGUACGCCUGCCUUCUUCUCCGUCAUUUCCGAGAUGAAGGACCCAAGGGCCUACAACAAGUCGCUCGUCAUGUGCCAGGCCGUUGUCAUCAGCGGCUUUGUUAUCCUUGGAGCCGUCGUCUACCACUUCUGCGGCAUCUACGUGUCUUCUCCUGCUCUCGGCUCGGCCGGCGUGACCAUGAAGAAGGUCUGCUACGGCCUCGCCCUUCCCGGCCUUAUCGCCGGAGCCGUCAUCAACUGCCACGUCCCGGCCAAGCUGGUGUUCGUGCGCAUUUUCCGCAACUCGCGCCACCUCUCCAAGAACACGCCGACUCACAUCAUUACCUGGCUCGCCUGCAUCUUCACCAACGUCUCCAUCUCCUUCAUCAUCGCAGAGGCCAUCCCCGUCUUCGGCAACCUCCUCUCCUUUGCAGGUGCCCUUCUCUCGACGCCCCUCUGCCUCACCAUUGAGUGCAUGAUGUUCAUCUGGGAGGACAAGCGCACCGGCCGCCUCAACAUGGGCAUGUCCAUUGGCCGCAAGAUCCUCCACGCCGCCAACUUCCUCCUCAUCAUCGGCUCCAUCUUCUGCAUGAUCACCGGCAUGUGGGCAUCGAUCGACGCCAUCCGUGGCGACGUUACGAAGGGCAACACUGUCGCUCCCUUUUCGUGUGCCGACAACUCGGGCUCGUAA
Molecule: messenger RNA, 1452 nt
Organism: Cutaneotrichosporon cavernicola
Lineage: Eukaryota; Fungi; Basidiomycota; Tremellomycetes; Trichosporonales; Trichosporonaceae
Exons: 6
Coding region: 1-1452 (483 amino acids)
Biological process (GO): amino acid transmembrane transport
Molecular function (GO): L-amino acid transmembrane transporter activity
Source: RefSeq, a predicted model, not a curated record